Messenger RNA from Phycodurus eques (leafy seadragon), 2205 nucleotides. It is a transcript of the gene smyd4, whose product is annotated as SET and MYND domain containing 4. The transcript has 10 exons. Gene Ontology annotation, molecular function: protein binding. Bases 71 to 2173 code for a protein of 700 amino acids. Lineage: Eukaryota; Metazoa; Chordata; Actinopteri; Syngnathiformes; Syngnathidae. The record is from RefSeq and is a predicted model, not a curated record.
CCCGGAAGCGUCCCGUGACUACGCUGCCCGCUGGCUUUUGCUGCAUGAAAACAAGCUUUUAAUUUCCCAAAUGGAUCUUCCGUGCGUCCCGUGGCAAGAGCACGUUGCUCGGAAAUGGGUCGGACUCGAACCCGAGCUCAGGGAGCGUUUUAAGUCCCUGCUUGAAAUAAAAGAUGUCAUUGAAAGCGCCCUGAGUCUGACAACGCAGCAUGACGUGAAGUGCUUGCACAGCAUCUCUGCCGGAAGACCUCAUCAUCACACACGAAAGGAUGCAGAGGAGGCGGCCGCAUGCAGGGAACGAGGCAACGCCAGCUUCAAAAGCAGGAGGUACACCGAGGCAGCCCUGCACUACUCACAGGGAGUUUGUUUGGCCCCCCAAGGUUCUGAGCAACUGCCGUUGUGCUACGCCAACCGCUCUGCGGCACUCUUCCACCUGCAGCGCUACCAGGAAGCUCUUGACGACGCGGCAGAAGCCGAGAGGACCAACUACCCGUCCGGUCUCGCCCACAAGCUGGAGAAGCGUCGCGCACAAUGCCUGGCACGCCUCUCUUCCUCGGAGCUCCAUGCAGACCAAGAGGAAGGUGUCCGGUCGGGGGUGUCUCCUAAAGUGACCGUUCGAGUCAGCCUUGAGAAAGGUCGCCACGUGGUGGCGUCAGAGACGAUCGAAGCCGGCGAGGUGAUCCUGAGCGAGAGGCCGUACAGCUUCGUCCUGGUUCCGAGCAGCAGCGGCACGUUCGGGUCGGAGCACCGGCGUUGCCACGCGUGUUUGAACCCGACGUGGCGACCGGUCCCGUGCGGCGGGUGCUCAUAUGCCCGCUACUGCGCCGCCAGCUGCAGGGACCGCGCCUGGGAGGAGUACCACUGCCGGGAGUGCCCGCUGGGCGCCCACGUGACAGCUUUGGGCGUCUUGUCGCAGUUGGCUCUGAGAGUGGCGCUCAAAGCCGGCCUGAAGAACAUCCGCCAGGCCUCUGGAGCCGCCGCCGAGCCCCCGGGGGAUCCUUCGGGCGCCGCGUAUGAGGGCGUCUCCUGCCUGCUACACCACUUGGACCGGCAGAGCGCCAGCAUGCGCUUCCUGUGUGCGGUCACCAUGGCGACGCUGUGCCUGGAGCUCAGCGGAACGGGACCGCCGCCCGCGGGACGACAGGUCGCCUUCGUGGGGGACCCCGCCGACGAGGAUCAGGGGUGGCGGCUGCUGGCCGGCGCGGCGCUGAGGCAUCUGCUGCAGCUGCGGUGCAACGCGCAGGCCGUCGUCAUGCUGGAAGACCAAGGUGACGACCAACCGACUGAAUGCCAGUCGAUCGAGGGCACAUCGCCACACUGGGGUUUGUCAGACGCCCUCGUGCUGUCCAGUCAGGAAAGACGGGUCGCAACGGCCGUCUUCCCGACGCUGAGUCUCUUCAACCACUCGUGCCGACCCAACACCAGCCUGAUGUUCGGCGGCGGCGGCAUGGUCACGGUGCGGGCGUCCCGCAGCGUGAACGCCGGGCGAGAGGUCCUGCACUGCUACGGUCCUCACAACAGCAGCAUGGCCGCCGCGGAGCGCAGGCACCUCCUGCAGGAGCAGUACUUCUUCCUAUGUCAAUGCGAAGCCUGCAAGGAAGAGCGGGCGCCGGGAAGUAGCAGAGAUGGUACAUCUGGACUGCUCUGCGCAGAGUGUGACACUUCCCUCGCGUCCUCCGGCGGAGGCGAUCUGGAGUGCCGAUCGUGCGGUUUCGCGUUGUCCUGUGGCGAUCUGACCGAGAGGCUGCGGGACGUCCGCCGAGACUUGGACGAGGCCGUGGAUCUCCUGGAGCAAGGCGAACCCGGAGAGACCCUCGCCCUGCUGGAGAGAAGCAGGUGUCGCGCGGGCGUGACGCUGCCGCACACGCACCAGCUCCAGGGCCGCAUGGACGACACUUUGGCCAGAGCGCACGCGACCAACGGCAAUUGGUCGCGUGCGGCCUUGCACUUGGAGCGCAGCAGUGCCGCCGUGGCCGCCCGCUUUGGCGCAGACAGCGUGGAGAUGGCGCGACAGCUGGCAAAGUUGGCGCAGCUGCACUUCAACGCCGGCUCGAGAGCCUCGGCCUUGUCCGUCAUCCCCGAGGCCCGACGCCUUCUGAGCCUGCACUGCGGCGCCCUCUGCCCUGAAGUGCAGGAGCUGCAGGCCAUGGAGGAUUGUUUACAUAAUUCAUAAUUGAUUUUGUCAAUAAAAAGAUGACUAAAAUG